Molecule: messenger RNA, 660 nt
Organism: Cotesia congregata
Lineage: Eukaryota; Metazoa; Arthropoda; Insecta; Hymenoptera; Braconidae
Source: the annotation of a GenBank genome assembly
AUGUGCGCUAACACUAUUGCCGUCUCAUAUGCUGAUCUGUUGGGAGAGCAGCUCACUGAUGAACAUCGUCAAAGUUGUUUAAGAGUGUGUGAGGAGACCAUUGAAUACUUCAACUCAAUAUUACUGGAUCCUGGAACAACAAUUCAAGUGAGAAGAAGUGUUCAAGCGCACAUCAACCAACUCAACUGGUUUGCCGAUCAGUUCUCCAGACUCGGUAAUCAAGUUGUUGGUGGAGAUCUCAACCAAGGAGUCAAAUGGAAGGACUUGGAGAAUGCUUUUGCUGGUAACAUCCAGACUGGAUGUGUCAUCAACCAACGUCACAAAGAUCCAGCAUCAUUUCUCCAGGCCUCACGGGACAUCAUCAUCAACAAGGUACAGAGUGUCUUGAGAGAUCUGGCAGGGUUGAAAGUGAAUGUUGAACUCUUUUGCACAUUCCGGAAACAAGAAGAUGUAGAAGAGCGAAAGUCUUUCAUCACCAAAAGCCAUUUUGAGCAUGAGGGCUCCGGAUGGAGUCUACUUGGACCCAACAGCUUGAUGGUGACCAUGUCACGAUUCAUACCAACCCAAGUUGGAAACUCCACCUUCGUCAGAUUACCAAGGGAUAUUAUCAGGAAGAAUGCGGUUACGAACAUCCAAAACAAUGACGAGUUCUGCUUCCUG